Messenger RNA from Eleginops maclovinus (Patagonian blennie), 1754 nucleotides. RefSeq names its product melanocortin receptor 5-like. Lineage: Eukaryota; Metazoa; Chordata; Actinopteri; Perciformes; Eleginopidae. Bases 77 to 1138 code for a protein of 353 amino acids. Gene Ontology annotation, biological process: regulation of metabolic process; adenylate cyclase-activating G protein-coupled receptor signaling pathway. The record is from RefSeq and is a predicted model, not a curated record. Gene Ontology annotation, cellular component: cytoplasm; plasma membrane. The transcript is spliced from 5 exons. Gene Ontology annotation, molecular function: melanocortin receptor activity.
GCCACUUGUGGGAAAGAUUUGAGUCACAGCUCCUACGAGAGCCUGCUUGGAAAAUGUCCCCCACAAAACAGCAGCAAUGAUCUGGAGCAGAGCCGCAGCAGGCAUGAAUCUGUCUGAUGAGUCCUCCUACCAAGAGGAGGAGAUGCUGGGCAACUCCUCCUGGGGUUACUCCUAUUAUCACCAGAACUACACCCUGCCCCCCCCACUGCUACAAGGCAAGACCAGCACCUCCAAACCUGCAGCCUGUGAGCAGGUCCACAUCGCAGUAGAGGUCUUCCUGAUCCUGGGUAUCAUCUCCCUGCUGGAAAACAUCCUGGUCAUCACAGCCAUAGUAAAGAACAAGAACCUUCACUCACCCAUGUACUUCUUCGUCUGCAGUCUGGCAGUAGCGGACAUGCUGGUGAGUGUCUCCAACGCCUCGGAGACCAUCAUCAUUUACCUCCUCAACAACAGACAGCUGGUGGUGGAGGAUCACUUCAUCCGGCAGAUGGACAAUGUGUUUGACUCCAUGAUCUGCAUCUCUGUGGUGGCCUCAAUGUGCAGCCUGCUGGCCAUCGCUGUAGACAGGUAUGUCACUAUUUUCUAUGCACUGAGAUACCACAACAUCAUGACAGUGAGGAGAGCUGGCUGCAUCAUCGGGGGAAUCUGGACCUUCUGCACGGGCUGCGGGAUCGUCUUCAUCAUCUACUCAGACACAACCCCGGUCAUCAUCUGCCUGGUCUCCAUGUUCUUUGCUAUGCUGGUCAUCAUGGCCUCACUCUACAGCCACAUGUUCAUGUUGGCACGUUCACAUGUGAAACGCAUCGCUGCGCUCCCUGGCUACAAUUCUAUCCACCAGCGGGCCAGCAUGAAGGGGGCCAUCACGCUCACCAUCCUGUUGGGGAUCUUCAUCGUCUGCUGGGCUCCCUUCUUCCUCCACCUGAUCCUGAUGAUCUCAUGUCCACGGAACCUCUACUGCGUGUGCUUUAUGUCCCACUUCAACAUGUACCUCAUCCUCAUCAUGUGCAACUCUGUGAUUGACCCACUGAUCUAUGCCUUCAGGAGUCAGGAGAUGAGGAAGACUUUUAAAGAAAUAAUCUGUUGUUACAGCCUGAAAAACGCCUGCACCAACAUCUGCGCUCUAACAGGUAAGUACUGAGGGACACAGACUAAGAAACCAAUGACAGGAUUUGUAGGAUGAACUGCUGAGUCUGACACUGGAGCAUAACCAUACGAGAGUAUCAAAAAUACACUUUGUGAAAUGGUUCAUUGCACUUCUCAGAAAGUACAGUCUUUGAUGAAGACCAUUUUUGUUUUCUCUCAGGAUUACCUGGAGAUGGGUCCCUCACAGUAGGAAGGCUACACUACUUUCUAAUAUAUCCUCCAUGUAAACAAAGAGUUGCCAUUUCAGUAUUUGAACAUACACAGCAGGACCAUUUGAAAUGAGGAUUUCUGGAAACUGCAUUACAAAAAAACAGUUUGUGUCCUACAUUUCAUUUUAGAGGAAAUGUACUAUCACAAGUAAACCCUACCGUAAUUGCUGUUGUAUAGGACAAGUGCGUAGGAUAUGCUGGCUUUUAAUUACUGUAUGUAUUCAUUGGGGGAUUUAGGAAACUAUUGGAAACGUUUUGUAGGGAAUAAUAAUAGUUAGUUGCCUCAGGAGAUGUCGCCUGGGUCAGCGUAAGCCGAGGAUAAUUCAUUUGAGUUGGGGGGAUGUGGCUGGAGGUAAUUCAAAACAAAUUGCUAAAUAUACAGUGGGGCAAAAAAGUAUUUAG